UAGUUGUCUUCGCUGUGAUGUUGUUUAGUCUGAUAUCGUGCCUUUGGUUAAUCUCUAAGUAGUGCCAAAAUAUGUAUUAUUUUUUCUAUUUUUAGGAAAUGAAUAUUUAAAUAUUGCACAAAAUGAACGAUUUUAUUAAACAGUGGUAAAAUUGAUAAAAUUAAUAUUUAGAUGUGCUAACAGUUUUACACAAUUUAAUUUAUACGGCACUAAAUGGGAGUAACCCAACUGAAUAUUUAAAAAGAGCAAAGUAUAAGAUGGUUGUGAUGAAGCAAUCUGGAGUAAUUUAGCAGAUUAUUUUGUUUAAGUCACUAAACUAUGCUGAAAAAGCAGAGAUGCCUAGGGACAUUUUAAGUGACAGUCUGGCGGUGCUGCGGAUUGUGGAGCAUGAAGAUGAAGAAAGUUGGCCACUUGAGGAAAAGCCAGCUUGUAAACAAGGCACGGCUAAGAACACGGUAAACGGAUCAAAAUCUGCAAAUGAUGAUUGUGCCUGUUAUUAUAAUUAUGGUCUUCGCGAUUCAGUUGCAAGCCGGCAAAACGAUCCACUAUACCACUAUAAAACCAGCAGUCUCCCUGCAGCAGCAACUAUUAGCCAUUGGGAUAACUUGGUUUGCUCAGCUAUGCAGAUAUCGCCGGAAGAUAUAGCCAAUCAGCUCUCUAUACAUGAUUUGGUUUGUUUCAAAGCUAUACGUCCUGAAGAACUGAUAACGUGCGGCUGGACGAAAUCGAAUAAAGCGACAGUCGCACCAAAUGUUGUUGCCUUUACUAAACGUUUUAAUAGGGUAAGUUUUUGGACUGUUCAAGAAAUCUUAAAUGGCCAAGCGCCGAAAUCGCGAGCUGAAACGUUGGCUCACUUCAUUAAAGUCGCUAAGAAACUUUACGAUCUGAAUAAUUUACAUUCGCUCUUCGCUGUCAUAUCAGCUUUACACAGCGCUAGUAUAUACAGGUUGACAAAAACGUGGUCUUGCCUAUCGAAAAAAGACCGUCAGCAAUUCGAUCGUAUGGCCGAGCUAUUUGGCGAAAAGGACAACUGGACGGCCCUUCGGAAAUACAUGCACUCGAUACGACUUCCCUGUAUUCCCCAUCUUGGUAUCUUCCUCACAGAUUUAGUAUAUAUCGACAUGGCUCAUCCCCUCCACCUGGGCUCCCCUCACCGAGAAACCAAAAUGGGGGUUGUCCUUGAAACAGUGCAGAGGUACCAGAAAUCGGAAUAUGAUAUAAAGCCAGUGCCACACGUAGCAGACUUUCUUAACAGCGUUCGCUAUAUUGAGGAGCUCCAAAAGUUCUUAGAGGAUGACCAAUAUAAAUUGUCCUUAAAACUGGAACCGCCAUCUCCCGUCGGAAGUUGCUCUGGCUCGAAAGAGUCUGUUAAGGAAGUUUCAGCCCAGGGGACAAACCUGUUCACUCUGUCUCCAUCACAUAGACUUGGAUCAGGAUCCCUGAGAAUACAGGGGACGUAUAACCAAGGGAAGUUUGUUCCAACACAUAGGAAAAGCCGAUCUCUUGGAUCUAAGUUUCGAAGCGCGAGCUUGCCAAGAAAUUUUCACAAGGUCAAUUUUGGUGUUGGCAUAUUCGGCAAGGGACAACAUGAAGAUAAGAAUGGCAAAACGCCGGCUGGAUCGGUUAAUUUACUCGAUGACACAUUAUUAGAAUCUCCGAGCUCUGUUGUUGCUAAAAUAUCGGAGUCUUUACCCUUUAGUGAUCCGUCAACAUCAGAGCCAUUUGGAUGCGAUUUCCAAAGCUACGUACGACGCAAAACGUUAGUAAAAGAGGGAAGGAAGAUAUCUCUGUCCUCUUGGCAAAGAUAUUGGCUGCAAAUCACGGCAAAUAUACUAAUUUUCUACGCGUCUAAGUCGUUUAAAGGAACGUGUCGCACGGAUUUUAGUAAGGAUAAAUGUAAAGUGUUAACCCUUCACGCGGGAUGGAGGGCGAUGUGGGUGGAAAAUGAUGCCAGCGAUGGGUUUCAACUCCUCGAUAGGAAUGCCCAUACAAUAUACAAGUUCAAGACUGGUUCUGAAGCGACAGCGAAACAGUGGGUAUCUCGAAUUAAUAAUGUGACGGACAAUAUGGUCCAGCCUUUACCUGCGAAUCUUAUGUCAUUUGAAUAGCAUACGUACUACUUUAGUGCUUUAUAGGCAUAUAGCGUUUGGCAUAAUAUUGCCUUAAAACAAUUUAUUUUAUACGACAGGUUAAGAGGUGCUUUAUCAAAUGAAAAUUUCAACUAAUCAUUAUUUUUAUUUUAUUUAUAACUUGAAUCUUUUGAUUAGAAAGCUGCUUAUUACAGGAUUGACUAAUUGAUAUUCACGACUGGUUAUAUUUAGUCAUGAGAUCAAUUUUCAUUUUUGUUUAGGUUUUGGAAUAUUUCAGCUAGAUUUAGAGUUUAUAUGAACUAUGAGGCUUAGUUAGGUUACGUAAUCUCAGUUUGAUAUUUUAUUAAAUAAGUGGGAUAUAAGCUAUGUUUGCACUGACAAGGUUAAUUAUUGCUAAAACAAAUGAUAGAAAGGGCAAUCCAGCAAAGUAGAAUGAUAGAGAAUAGCGCACUUAGAAAUCGGCUGAUAAAUGAUUCAUCUUUAAAUUUGCUUUUAAAACUAUGAGUAUAAAAUGUUUGUUUGGCUAGUUGUGGCUAUGCAGCCCUGUCAGUGUGAACUACUUUAUUUUUAAGUAUGAUAUCUAGUUCCGACUAAAUGCGUUAGACGGCGUUAUCUCAUAUUAACGACUGAGUGUGUGAUUUUUUAUUAUUGCUAUAUUUUGAUGUUCUUGCCAAGGAAAUUUAGAGUAAGUAAAAAUACGUUUACACUGUAGUCUAAGAAAAAAAUAGGCUGACACCCAGGCAACGAUAUAAAUUUUGCCGAAGUACACGAUAUCACUGAACAAAUAACAAAAAUAAGGCAAAUUCAUUAAAAACAUUCACUAUCACAAUUUAAAGAUACACAUCUUUAAACAAAGCAGCCGUUAUUGUCAAUACUGUUUUAAAAGCCUGAAUAAUAUUGAACGAAAUAAAAUCUCAAGAAUAGUCUGGUGCCUUCUGCAGUUUAUUUACGUUACCGAUUAUUGUUUUUUUCUUCUUUUAUAUUAGUUUAAGUCAGUAGCAUAGAUUUUGUUUAUUUAUGUUAAAAGAACACUUUCAAUAAUACGGAGAGAAGAUUUCUGACUAAACUAACCUAAAUAUGUAAACCAUUUUCUUGUGCUUACAAAUCUAAUCAGUAAAAUAUAACCUAUACUAUUUAUUUAGUAUAGGUUAUCAGAUCAAAUAUACUUUUGUGGUACUAAGUCAAUUCCGUAUUAUUGAAAUCGCACAGAUGGCAACGCUUUCAAGGAUACUAAAACCAUGACUGUCCGCCAUUCAGUUAAACGAAAUAUGUGUGUGUAUAAACGUCUUACAGUAAAUGUGGUUCUCUAAAAAUCUUAGGAAUUUUCUCUAAUCGCAUUCCAUUCAAAGAUAUGGUUUAUAGUUAAAAAAUUGACCAUUUAUAUAUAUUCAUAUAUAAGAAGUGGUGUUAAAAUCAUUGAAAAGAAAGUCAAUAUUAGUUAUGUGAACUAUAAAAUGAUCGGGUUUAUUGUAGUUUAGGCUCAAAAUGUUAUCCCUGAAAGCGUCCAUCGAUUCACUUGUUUUAUUUUUAUUUUGUUACGUUAAUGUUUAUUGUGCUAAGAAUUUUCUAUUAAGUUAAAUUUAUAUUUUUUUAUCUCUUUGUAAUAAGAGAAAAUUUAUGUUUAAUUUAAUAGAAAUCAAUACUCAUGAAUAAAUCGUGUAUUUUUGUACCGA
This is a messenger RNA of Pieris rapae (cabbage white), 3763 nucleotides long. RefSeq names its product ras-specific guanine nucleotide-releasing factor RalGPS1 (gene RalGPS). Lineage: Eukaryota; Metazoa; Arthropoda; Insecta; Lepidoptera; Pieridae. Gene Ontology annotation, cellular component: plasma membrane. The record is from RefSeq and is a predicted model, not a curated record. Gene Ontology annotation, molecular function: guanyl-nucleotide exchange factor activity. Bases 336 to 2108 code for a protein of 590 amino acids. The transcript has 13 exons. Gene Ontology annotation, biological process: Ras protein signal transduction; positive regulation of GTPase activity.